Messenger RNA from Aspergillus tanneri, 4989 nucleotides. It is a transcript of the gene swr1, whose product is annotated as putative SNF2 family helicase/ATPase (Swr1). Lineage: Eukaryota; Fungi; Ascomycota; Eurotiomycetes; Eurotiales; Aspergillaceae. Gene Ontology annotation, cellular component: Swr1 complex. Gene Ontology annotation, molecular function: histone binding; ATP hydrolysis activity; ATP binding. The transcript has a single exon. The coding region runs from base 1 to 4989 and encodes 1662 amino acids. The record is from RefSeq and is a predicted model, not a curated record.
AUGCAAAACGGCAGCGCAGAUGGCAUUUCACACCAAAAUGAACGCGUGACCCCCGAGCUCGAAGCAAACCCUCCUGCUCUCGCUGCGUCGGACCAUGUCGUCGAUUCUGGGUCCCGUGAAUCGAUCUCUUCUGAGACAAAGGAAGACGAAGCCGCCACUAACCAUAUCGACGAACCUCCAUCAAAAAAGCGAAAGCUUGCGGAUUCGGCUGCUUCUCGUCGGUCGAGUUCCCGUCAAGCGUCGCCCCCAUGGAAGAAGCCCGGUGCUGAUGGUCCGACAUCCUUUAUUCAAGAUGGCAGGCGUAAGUCUUCCCGAGUCAACGCGGUGCCUGUUGAGCUGCGGCCUGCGUCCGAGAAAAGGCAUACUCGGACGACUAGAAAGCAAUCCAUGGGCAAAAAUGUCGCCUCUGGGAUAAAAGGAGUCGCAUCGUCACCGUUGUCGAUGUCGGUCUCAGGUCCGGAGGUGAAUGGAAGGUUUCUUGGUGGCAAGGCGACAAAUGGUUCGCAAAGAAGCGUGAAUCUAAGGGGUGCUUCUGUUCGUCGGCCGCGCGUUUCACAAUCGCCGGUGCCAAAACAAGCUCGUACGCGUACAAGGUCUCAGAGCACUGGAACCUCAAACUCAGCUCGUCGACCCCCAGGUGUGGGACUCAACGGCUUUACUGCUGUCACGAGCGAUCUAAAUAAAGUUGAAGGACGACAUGAAGGCGUCGAAUAUCAUGAGGGGGGAGAAAGCUACCAACAGGCCCCCAGACUACGGAUCAAGAUCAAGAAGCCCUCGAUCGGCAUCCAACAUCCGUCUCAUGUUUUACCCCCCCGGAAGUAUAGAUCGUUUAGAGAGUGGCUUGACAGUAGAGACGUGGAGCUGCGAGAUGAUACUAUUUUCACACGAGAGGAGGCGCAUGAGGAGGCUCAGCGGAGGCACCGAAUAGCAAUAGCCGCAGAGCCUGGCGGUCCUUUGAGCUCUGACGUAUGCUCUGCGUUUCUACCAGAGCAGCAGGAGGAGCCGUCGCAGCAGUAUUCACAUCAGGAUCACCUAGUGGCUCAUGCUCUGUAUUUCAAAAAGCUCCUUGACCAGGAACAUAGACGCCAUCGUCACAUGGCGAAACUGUUUGCUCAAUGGUGCGCCGACGCGUGGAGGAAGCGGAACAAGGACCCCGAAGAUAUUAUUCGAGAGCAGCAGGAGGAGAUUCGGGGGAAACGCAAGCAGCUGGCUAAGGAUCUUCAGAAGAUGUUCGACCUAGUUCGGGCAGAGGUAGACAGGAUGCGCCUAGCGCGUUGGGAAGAAGAACGAAAAGCUAAGGACCAGCAAGCGCUGGAUCGCGCAAUAAAGCAAUCUACUAUGCUUUUUGAAAAGAGACGUAUGGAGAUCCUCGGCGAGACUGGAAGCGAUGGCCUCGAGUCCAGUGAAGAUGAGAUGGAUACCGAUGUUUCAACUGACGAGGAAGACCACGAAAGCAAUAUGUCCUCUACAGACUCCGAAAGUGAUAGUGGGAACUACAUCGAUGACGAUGAAGGCCUAACGGCCGAAGAACUCCGGCUGAAGUAUGCCAACCUUCCGGAUGCCAAUGGUGUUGCAGACCGCGGGUCUUUGGCAUCCGAUGAUAUGGCUUCACCAUGCGAGAUCGACUCUGCCGCCGAUGAAGUUCGAUCUAUAUUGCCUUCGGAUGUGCACCUGAAACAGGUGGAACUCGACGAAGUCGAUCCUAUGCUCAUAGAUGGCAGUGAUGAGGCAUCUACGGAUAUGGACGAUGACAUGGGCGAGACUGAUGAAGAUAUGGCUUCUAGCAAUGAUGAUUCUGGUAGGGAAGCCGAUGAUAGGCCAGGACUAUUUGGAUUUUUCUCUGCAAAGGAUAUAGCACCGAGUGGCGACUACUCCCAUAAUGACCCUGACGAUGACGACGGUGUCUCUAACAGCCUCUGCGAAGGUGAUCUGAAGUCAACUGCGGCUGAUGACGAUGAGGACGAAGAGUCGGAGUAUCCGGAUGAGGUUUCCCUUGUUCCUAAUGGGCCUGCUAAACAAGACUCUCCCCCGCAAGAUAUGACCGAGCCUUCAACCAUCCUUGACACGACUCCGGCCGGAGAUGAGGUCUCAGAAUUUGAGAUGAUCGACACCAGUGCCCAGGAAAGUCCGGCCGUCGUUAGCAAUAUGAACGAAAUAAGCGACGAUAUCCUGCACGAGGAGGGAUCACCCGAGGAACAUGAUCCUUAUCAGAGUGGUGAACCUUCCAGUGAGGCAUCUCCGGGCACGCUUGCUACGAAACCUUCCGAGCCCGAGUCUGUCUCAUCAUACGAUGCUGCAGCGGAGAAGGCCCCCCAUGCAAGCGAAUCCCCAGCUCCUGUGUUAAAGACACCCAUUCCCCAUCUGCUCCGGGGAACCCUGCGAGAAUACCAGCAUUUUGGACUGGACUGGCUCGCUGGUCUCUAUACGAACCACAUUAAUGGCAUCCUAGCCGAUGAAAUGGGACUGGGGAAAACUAUACAAACAAUAGCCCUACUUGCACACCUGGCUGUAGAGCAUGAAGUGUGGGGCCCGCACUUAGUCGUCGUUCCUACAAGUGUGAUCCUCAACUGGGAAAUGGAAUUCAAAAAGUGGUGUCCUGGCUUCAAGAUCAUGACCUACUAUGGCAACCAGGAGGAGCGCCGGCAGAAGCGCAAGGGCUGGAUGGACGAUACGAGUUGGAACGUUUUGAUUACUUCAUAUCAGUUAGUCCUUCAGGAUCAACAGGUUUUGAAAAGAAGGAACUGGCAUUAUAUGGUCCUGGAUGAGGCACACAAUAUCAAGAACUUCCGCUCCCAAAGAUGGCAGGCACUUCUGACCUUCCGGACACGAGCGCGGCUUUUACUCACCGGCACUCCGCUCCAAAACAAUCUAACAGAACUAUGGUCCCUUUUAUUUUUCCUAAUGCCUUCUGAUGGUGAUGAGACCGGCAUUGAAGGGUUUGCGGAUUUGAGGAAUUUCUCCGAAUGGUUCCGGCGGCCAGUAGAGCAGAUCUUGGAGCAUGGCCGAGACACGAUGGACGACGAGGCGAAGCAAGUGGUCACUAAGCUUCAUACUGUUUUGCGCCCUUAUAUAUUGCGCCGUCUUAAAGCAGAUGUUGAAAAGCAAAUGCCGGCAAAAUACGAACACGUCGUGUAUUGCCGGCUCUCCAAGCGGCAACGGUAUCUGUACGAUGGAUUCAUGUCCCGGGCUCAAACCAAGGAGACCCUGGCUUCGGGUAACUACUUAUCCAUCAUCAACUGUUUAAUGCAACUUCGUAAAGUUUGCAAUCACCCCGAUCUCUUCGAGACUCGGCCAAUUUCUACCUCGUUCGCUAUGCCGCGUUCCGUGGCCACGGAAUUUGGGGUCCAGGAGAUACUCGUGCGCCGGCGGUUGCUGUAUGAACACCCGCUUGACAAACUGGAUCUAGACUUUCUCAAUCUGGUUCCAAUUUCGCGAGAGGAUAUAUCUCAAAGACUUGCGGAUGAUAGCACCAGACUCAUGGCUUAUGGGCCUUUCAACACACUCCGAGAGCGUCAAUACCACCGGACCAACUGGCAGAUGAGUUUUAACGGCUCAACACUGCAGUCUACACUAGAAGCGCUAGAGAAUGACUGUAGAAAAAGAAGGAUGGCCGAGCUAGAGAAGUGCUUAUAUUUUGAGUCGAAGCGGCAUGGCCGUCGUCCUAUAUACGGAACAAGCCUUAUUCAGAUCCUUACCGCGGACACUAAGCAGCAACCUACUUCGAACGGUCCGUUACGAAAACGCUCCCUGGUAGACUGGCUGUCAAGCAGAUCAUCCGUCCUCGCCUCAAUGAUCCUGUCCAUCGAGGAGCGGUCUCAAAAUAUGGAUGGUUACGUGCAAAGAUUUGCGUGUGUUACCCCCGCUGCGGUUGCCUCCGGAAUCACCGAGGCAGCUUUGACUCCGAUUGAGACGCGACACUUCACGAAAAAGGAGAGGUUACCUUCCUAUGACCCGUUCCAUGAAGCCCAGAUGCGACUGUCUAUCGCUUUUCCGGACAAGAGACUAUUGCAGUAUGAUUGCGGCAAGUUACAAAGACUUGAUAAAUUGCUGCGAGAUCUGAAGGCCGGCGGCCACCGGGCAUUAAUUUUCACUCAGAUGACCAAGAUGCUUGAUAUCUUGGAACAGUUUCUCAAUAUUCACGGGCACCGGUAUCUUCGGUUAGAUGGAACUACCAAAGUCGAACAGCGGCAGAUUCUGACGGAUCGGUUCAACAAUGACAACCGUAUCCUGGCUUUUAUUUUGUCCAGCCGGUCUGGUGGGCUUGGCAUCAAUUUGACGGGUGCCGAUACCGUGAUUUUCUACGACCUGGACUGGAAUCCAGCGAUGGACAAGCAGUGCCAGGAUCGUUGCCACCGUAUCGGACAGACGCGUGACGUGCACAUCUACCGGUUUGUCUCAGAAUAUACCAUUGAAUCGAAUAUUCUCCGUAAGGCGAACCAGAAGAGGAUGCUGGAUGAUGUUGUCAUCCAAGAGGGUGAAUUCACGACAGACUACUUCACCAAGCUUGACGUCCGCGAUAUGAUCAGCCCUGAAGAAGCCCUGGAAGGUCAGGAUGAGGCCAGUGCAGCCAUGGACCGUGUGCUCGAAAAUCGGGUCUCCGGUAGUUCUCGAGUCUUUGAACAGGCUGAAGACAAAGAGGAUAUUGAUGCGGCUAAGAAUGCACAAAAGGAAUUGGAGCAUGCGGAUGAUGGAGACUUUGAGGACCGGAGUGUCUCGCAAAGCACGCCUGCCCAGACCCAGGCAGGGACGCCAAUUGCUACGUGCACCGACGAAGGAGGAACACCUGGAUCACAGGUCGUCGCUACGGCACCGAGUGUGCAUGAUGUAGAGGAACUCGAUGCAGAGCCCCAGCCGAGUCAUAUCGAUGACUACCUUCUACGAUUCAUGGAAUGGAACAUGAAAAACGAACCGCUUGUUCUACCAGGAGAAAGGAGCAAGAAAAAGUCUAAGAAGGGCAAGGAGCACCGGCUUCACAAGAGGCGUCGCUAA